AUGCGGCUGCUGGCGCACAACAUGCUGGCGUGUAACGCCAAGGGCGUGGUGAACGGGUUCCCGCUGAAGAUUGUCCCGAAGGAAACGCGCGAGGUCGAAGUGGACUUUAACGCCGAAUUCUUGACGCACAUGCUGCCGAAGAUGGAGUGGAGUGCGUUUGUGAAUGCGGCGAAGGAGAUCGGGCUUGAGGGACUACCGAGCGAGAUUCCCGACGACGCGGCGAGCGACGAGGAGUUUUUGAGAACGUUUCAUCACGCGCUUUUAGAGGUGCACGUGGAGGAAGGCACGUUGGUGUGCCCGGAGAGCGGGAGAAAGUUUCCCAUUAAUAAAGGGAUUCCGAAUAUGCUGCUCAACGAGGAUGAGGUGUAG
Ostreococcus lucimarinus CCE9901 is the source of this 369-nucleotide messenger RNA. RefSeq lists its product with no specific name. The record is from RefSeq and is a predicted model, not a curated record. Gene Ontology annotation, biological process: peptidyl-glutamine methylation; rRNA (guanine-N7)-methylation; tRNA methylation. Gene Ontology annotation, molecular function: protein heterodimerization activity. Lineage: Eukaryota; Viridiplantae; Chlorophyta; Mamiellophyceae; Mamiellales; Bathycoccaceae. The transcript is spliced from 2 exons. Bases 1 to 369 code for a protein of 122 amino acids.